Molecule: messenger RNA, 4449 nt
Organism: Habropoda laboriosa
Lineage: Eukaryota; Metazoa; Arthropoda; Insecta; Hymenoptera; Apidae
Gene: mmd
Product: disintegrin and metalloproteinase domain-containing protein 11
Exons: 25
Coding region: 166-4290 (1374 amino acids)
Biological process (GO): membrane protein ectodomain proteolysis
Molecular function (GO): metalloendopeptidase activity
Source: RefSeq, a predicted model, not a curated record
UCCUACCCACCGCGUCUAACCCAGUCAGUCAGUCGUGUACUGAUGAUCCGACCGGCGACCAGGUAGUAUCGCUGAUUAUGCGCGACAUGAGCACCACCGCCAUCGUAGUAGUGUUUUACGAGCGUUAUGUAAAAUGGAAUUAAACAAUGUUGUUAAGACGUAAACAUGUUUUGGCUACACUGUGGACUCUUUGUUCUCGUGAUUGCCGUACCUGGAUUUAUUAGCAGCGCCGACAGCACGUCCAAGCGAGAAGCCGACUACACUUUAGAUGAUUCCUUUUGGAACGAAGAAACUCCUGUUGGUGAGGUCGAACGACUACUACGAGAGUAUCGACAAAACCAAGAGCUAGUACAAAAUAUCGGGACCCAUGAUCAUCAGAUCAUCUAUCCAGUACAGUUACGGCAUCACGAGAAAAUGGGGAUAUCCACAAGAGAAGUCAGCGUAUCGAAGUUUCCUCAAAGAGGAUACGGAGAGGGUGGAUAUCAAAACGCUCGCGGCAGAAUGAAAUCGGGAAGACAUUUUCAUCGGACGUCCCUUUUGAUCAAGGCCUUUAAUCAUAAAUUUCGCCUAGACUUAGAAUUAAAUACGCAACUUUUAGCUCCGAAUCUCGAUCAAAAAGACUAUUUAGCCAGCGGCGCGGAACAAAGUUCGAAACAGGAGAUAGAGCACUGCUACUAUCACGGCACCGUCAGAGAUUAUCCAGGAGCCAUCGCUGCUUUUCACACGUGUAACGGUCUCAGCGGUGUCAUUCACUUAGGCAACGAGACCUUCCUCGUUCAUCCAUUCUACGGCGGCGAUUUGUCGCAGAGACAUCCUCACGUUAUAUUUGAAGCUCGAACAAAAGUUAACCCAGGCUGCGCUAACACGGGGAACGCUAACAUAGGGGGCCCUAACUUGGUGAACCCUAACCCUAAUUUUGAGUGGCGUGGAAAGAACCGCCGGCAGAAGCAUGUUCUGGGGCUAUCGGAGACCACUUCUGAUCGAUACAAGAGAGACAUCCGUGACGCAACCAAAUACAUCGAAACUGCCAUCAUUAUCGAUAAGGCUAUGUUCGAGAAGAGGAACGGUAGCACCAGAGCGGAGGUUGUUCACGAUGCCAUCCAAGUCGCCAAUAUCGCGGACAUGUACUUCCGUUCGUUAAGCACUAGAGUCUCCGUCGUAUACAUCGAAACCUGGCAGGGCAAGAACCAGGUGAGCAUCGUAACAGGCAUGGAUAUCGCUGACGCUUUGCUCAUCUUAAACAAUUACACAAGGCGAACAAUGUUCCGUGUUCAGCAUGAUACCACUCAAUUACUCACGGGUGAAACGUUCAAGGGCGGAGUGUCGGGGGUGGCCGCACCUUCGACCGCUUGUAAACAAACAUCCAUAGGAAUCAGCGUCGACUUGAACAGCUACGAGCCUCAUCUGUUAGCUAGUACCAUGGCUCACAUGAUCGGCCAUAAUAUCGGCAUGAGCCACGACGAUGGAAGGACCGGGUGCACCUGCCGCGAGUGGCACGGCUGCAUCAUGGCUAAAUCGAUCGUCGGCACGUCGAACGUUCAGCCGUACACGUUCUCCGAGUGCAGUAAAGCAGACUACACAGAUACGUUGAAGAACGGCAAGGGCCUCUGCCUUCUUAACAAACCAAACGAGUUGGAAGUGAGGAGUUCUUGCGGAAACAAGAUAAUCGACGACGGUGAACAAUGCGAUUGUGGAUCGAUCGAAGAGUGCCAUGAGCUGGACCCUUGCUGCGAUCCCAUCACCUGCAAACUCACCACGGAGGCGAAAUGCGCGACUGGUCCAUGCUGCAGCGACUGCAAGCUGCUGGCCCGCGGCGUGGUAUGCCGAGAGUCGACAGACGAAUGCGACCUGCCGGAAGUCUGCACCGGAGAGAAUGGCCAGUGUCCGACGGAUGUUUACAAGAAGAACGGGAGCCCUUGCAUGAAGGAUAAAGGAAGCUGUUAUAACGGCGUUUGCCCGGCUCUGGAUCUCCAGUGCGAGCAAAUCUGGGGACCCAGAGGCAUAGCCGCGGACGACCAGUGUUUCGAACAGUUUAAUUCCAAGGGUUCACUCAACGGACACUGCGGCACUGACGCUUCCGGCCACUACAUCAAAUGCGAACCGGAGAACGUUCGCUGCGGAUCUCUGCAGUGCCAAAAAGGCCGCAAGCAGCCAGUAGUGGUCGGAAUGGAUCACUCAAGAACCAUAAUCUCGAUAAAGGGUCAGGAAUACGAGUGCAAGUCUACCACUGGAAGAAUAGAAGGAUCAGAGAUGCCAGGCAUGGGACUGGUUCGCGACGGAACAAUCUGCGGAACCAAUAUGAUUUGCGUGAACCAGACCUGCAUGAACGGCUUGCAGCCCUCAGGCAAGGACAAGUGCCCCACCAACCACAACCACAACGAGUGCUCGGGAAAUGGCGUGUGCACGAACGUGAACAAAUGCUACUGCUAUCCGGGAUGGGACGGGACAGACUGCUCCAUAGAGCAGGACAUUCCUACUUUACCGCCGACAACAACUAGGCCUGAAUCAGCCGCUACAAAUAGUAGUACAACUGCUAAACCAGCGAGGAAAGAGACCCCCUACGAGAACUACCACGGCUCUAACACUGUAUUUUUAGUUGGUGUGCUCAUGUCGGUGGUAGGGGGUGUUUUCAUAGUAUUUGCUCUGAUGGCUCUCUGCUACAGGUCAGUCGUAGUACAUAAAAACUACUCCCUCUGUCUCAGAAGGAAGAGCACCGUCCAGAAGUACGACCAACCGUACGCGAAAAAACACCCGCAGACGCAGAGGAGCUACAGCGACGUUUCUGGGAACCAUCAUCCUGGACACGAGGUCCUGGACGGCGUGAACAAGAAUAUCCUCACGUUCAACAGUAUGCCUAAUUACAGCCGCGGCGAGCCCCAGCGCGUGGUGUUUCAAGCUCCGAAUAACGUCGCCACUGCAGACGGGCCAAGAGUCAAGGAGCACAAAUCGCAGAUGAAGAGGCCCGUGAUAUCCGGGGACGACGGAGGUAUGGGGACAGAGGAGGCUGUCUCUUUCAUUGAUCUGCAAGGAAACAAAGAGAAAAAGAAGGGAAUUUUAAAGAAACACGUUGAUUACGGUAUUGUAAUGGCUGAUACAGGUGGUGGAACGGUACCAACAGGGGCGUGUCCCCUGGAACAGCUAACCGGCUACCACGAGCACAUAAUCGAGGCCCUGAGACACGCGGCCACCUGCAUAGAUACCUCGGGCACACCAUCAGCCAGCGGUAACCCCAUGGAUGACGAAGCUCUGAUGGAAGAUCUGACGGACGACGGGUAUCGCGAGGACGUCGGCGGGCAGGAGCACGUCGAUAACCAGAUUGAAGAGGAAUACGGUGGACCGUGUAGCACCAUUCGUAUACGGAACUUGGACGACCUGUUCAAGCAGCUGGAUCGACACACGCGACACUCGAGCCCCUGCGACUCGGAGGACAUCCGGAUGUCAGAGAGCGAGCCAGACCGCCACUAUAGAAUAGAUUCGUCCGUUUGUAGCGAGUCCUCCCAAGGAAGCAGAAGAUGUAGCCGCGGCCGUGACGAUACCUACGGUAGAUAUUGUCAGCCAUCGUCUCGAAGUCCUUACGGCACCCAUCAGCACACUCAACACUCCCAUCAAAUGCACAAGGAGGAGGGUAUCUAUGAAACUGCCGACCCUGACAGAGGCUCAAAUACUAGGGGUGAAACGCCUGAUAGUGAAAGUGAUGCAUUUAUUCAAGCUCAACAACAGUUAGCCCGAUGGAUUAGUGAGGACGGAGUACAACACCGGCCACCGCAGCAGCCGCCGCCGCAGCCACAGCCGCCACCUGCGAUGACCGGUGACACGAUGCCGUUGCUGCAGCGUCAUCGCUCACAGCGAGAACACCGUCACCAACAGCAACAACAGCAGCGUCACCAUCAAGCGCAGCAGCCUCAACAGCAGCAGCAACCGCAGUCAUCGUCGCAGCAACAACAACAACAACAACAGCAACAAGAACAACACCAACUGCCGGUGGAACAACAACUGCCAAUACAGCAGCGCGGCUAUUAUCCAUCCCCACCCCACACUACUGAUAACGGUCUCGAGAACGAGGAGACUGAAAAUGCUCAAUCCCACCAGAAACAACAAAAGCUCCCCGACGUUCGUGGAAUCGAUGUUAAUCACUUGCCUAAUAUUAACAAAUGCCCACUAGACGAUAACUUUAGUCUAGAUUGUAACAUAAAUAAUGGAUCCCCUAAAGAAUUAAAUACCAACAACACUAGUGAUAACGAAAAUACUGCCCUACUGCCCCCUUCGCAUUUUCCUGAGUACAAGCAUUGAUAAUUAUUAAUCGAUGACAGAUAGUGUCCAUAAAACAUAGUGGUGUGAUUUAAUCUUGAACUCGCAUUUUAUACUGAAUAGUGUAAAUAUAACGAUAAACUAUUGAUCGAAACAACAACAACAACAUCAACAACAACAAGAACAAGAGAAAAGAAAAAA